GGGGUGAGAUUCCGUGCUUUGGCCUUGGGUCUGCCUGGCCAGGGAGGUUUCUGCUCUCAAACCUGGGUCAGGCCUGGAGCCAGUGGGGGGAGGUAAAGAGGUAGGCCCGUUGGGACAGGCCAGGUUUACAAGGAGAGCUGGCGGUGAGGUGGAGGGGGGCCCAUCUCUUCCCCUAAGUGUUCCCAUUGAUGGAGCCAGUGGCCCGGGCAGCACCCGGGCGGAGACGGAAGGAACUGCAUGUGAGCGUGUGUGUGCAUACGUGUGCCUGUCUGUGUGCACACACUUGUGCUUGUGAGUCUGUGUGCCCAUACACGUGUGUGUCUGCAUGCACAUGCGUGUGUGUGUGUGCAUGCAUGUAUGUGUGCAGGCAUGCGUAUGUGUGUGUGUGCAGUAAGUGGAAGAGGAACAGAGAGCAGAGCUGAGGCUGGCAGGGCUGGAGGGCCAGAGGCUGGUGGACUUCCCCAAUCCCAGCCUAGGCGGGGAACUGGGUGCCCCAGCCUCUACUACAGAACCUGGGGGCUGGGCAGCAGGCAGGCAGGACAGGGCCUGGAGCCGGUCCAGGAAAGAGCUAAUGAUCAACCGACUGCGGUGUCUGUGCAGCCGCGCUGGGCCUGCCUCUCCGUCACUGGCCCUCAGGCGCAGGGAGGAAGUAGGGCAGGAAGCAGGGGGCGGAGGCCGCUGUGCAGUCAGCCCGGCUGUGGGCGGCUCCUGCCUGCUCCGUCCAGCUGGAGACAGCCCUGUGGGGCCAACCAGCGCUGGGCCAGGAGCGGCCACCUGGUGCCUGUGUGCUACGGUCCUGUGGGCCUGGGAGCUGCCCCCGAGGAGCACGCCUCAGGGCCAGGCAUGUGAGGCCGCCGCGGGUCAUGGAGAAACUCCCUGCUGUGAUCACUGAGGAGCCGACCCCCAUGGGGAGGGGUCCCGUGGGACCCUCAGGAGGGGGCAGCAGCCAGGACCACGUCUGGACGGUGGCCACGAGGCCCUCUGUGAGCUGGGAGAAAGCGGGGCCUGAGGAGGCCAAGGCGCCGGGGAGGGGCGGUGAGUCCAUCCCACCCACUUGUCCACCCCACCUGCCCUGUCCAUCUGUCCUUCACCGCGCUGUCUGCCUCCAGGCCUCCUGGGAUGAGGCUUCUUCCGCCCGUGUGGCUGGGCCUGCCGCUGGGACCCCUCCCUGGCAGAUGGGGGCUUAUCCCACAGACCUGACCCUGCAGCUGCUGGCUGUGCGGAGGAAGAGCGGCCUACAGGACCCCGGCCUACAGCAGACCCUCCGGGGCCAGCUCCGCCUGCUGGAGAAUGACAGUCGGGAGAUGGCCCGCGUGCUCGGCGAAUUAUCAGCCAGGCUGCUGUCGAUCCACAGUGACCAGGACCGGAUCGUGGUGACGUUUAAGACUUUUGAAGAAAUCUGGAAGUUUUCCACCUACCACGCUCUUGGCUUCACUCAUCACUGCCUGGCAAACCUGCUUAUGGACCAGGCCUUCUGGCUGCUCUCGCCCAGUGAGGAGGAGGAGACGGCCAUCCAAGUCCAUGUGGAUGAGAACGCCUUGAGGCUGACCCACGAGAGCCUCCUCGUCCAAGAAGGGCCCUUCUUUGUCCUGUGUCCUGACCACCAUGUGAGAGUGAUGACGGGUCCCCGGGAUGCAGGAAAUGGCCCCCAGGCCCUCAGGCAGGCUUUGGGGGCUCCCCAGGGAGAGGCGGCCCUGGAAGCAGACUCUUCACCACCGAACCCCAGCGUGUCCUCCGAGGAGGUGGCAGUGGCAGCCGCCCCGGAGCCUUUGAUUCCAUUUCAUCAGUGGGCUCUUAGGGUCCCCCAGGACCCCAUCGAUGACGCCAUGGGUGGCCCUGUGACGCCCGACAACCCGCUGAUGGCUGUGGGCCUGGCCUUGGCAUUGGCAGACUUCCAGGGCUCAGGGCCCGAAGAGAUGACCUUCCAAGGUGGCGACCUCAUCGAGAUCCUUGGGGCGCAGGUGCCCGGCCUGCCCUGGUGCGUGGGCCGACACGCAGCCUCGGGCCAGGUGGGGUUUGUGCGGAGCGGCCUCAUCAGCAUGCAGGGCCCCGUGUCCGAGUUGGAAAGUGCGAUUUUUCUCAAUGAGGAAGAAAAGUCAUUCUUCAGCGAGGGCCGCUUUUCUGAGGAGGAUGCCAGGCAGCUGCUGAGGCGGAUGUCGGGCACUGAUGUCUGCAGCGUGUACAGCCUGGACUCAGUAGAGGAAGCUGAGACUGAGCAGCCACAGGAACAAGAAAUACCUCCACCUUGCCUGGGCCUGGAGCCACAGGAGACUCUGCAGAAGGUGAAGAAUGUUCUGGAACAAUGCAAGACCUGCCCAGGCUGCCCCCAGGAGCCAGCGUCCUGGGGUCUCUGUGCGGCAUCCAGCAACGUGAGCUUGCAGGACCCCGAGGAGCCCUCCUUCUGCUUGGAAGCUGAGGACGACUGGGAGGACCCAGAGGCCCUGAGCUCACUGCUGCUGUUCCUGAACGCCCCCGGGUACAAGGCCAGCUUCCGUGGCCUGUACGACGUGGCGCUGCCAUGGCUGAGCAGCGUGUUCUGCAGCUUUAGUGACGAGGAGGAGCUGACUGGGCGCCUGGCACAGGCCCGAGGGGCGGCCAAGAAAGCUGGCCUCCUCAUGGCCCUGGCCAGGCUCUGCUUCCUCCUGGGGCGGCUGUGCAGCAGGAGGCUCAAGCUGUCCCAGGCCCGGGUAUACUUUGAGGAAGCACUGGGGGCCCUGGAGGGCAGCUUCGGGGACCUGUUCCUGGUGGUGGCUGUGUACGCCAACCUGGCCAGCAUUUACCGGAAGCAGAAGAACAGGGAGAAGUGUACACAGGUGGUUCCCAAAGCCAUGGCCCUACUCCUGGGGACACCCAGCCACAUCUGCAGCACCGAGGCGGAGGGGGAGCUCCUGCAGCUGGCGCUGCGGCGGGCGGUGGGUGGCCAGAGCCUGCAGGCCGAGGCCCGGGCCUGCUUCCUGCUGGCCAGGCACCACGUGCACCUCAAGCAGCCCGAGGAGGCCCUGCCCUUCCUAGAGCGGCUACUGCUUUUGCACAGGGACUCGGGAGCCCCAGAGGCUGCGUGGCUCUCAGACUGCUACCUACUCCUGGCUGACAUCUAUAGCCGCAAGUGCCUGCCCCACCUGGUGCUGAGCUGUGUCAAGGUGGCCUCAUUGAGGACACAGGACUCGCUGGCCAGCUCGCUGGGAAGCGUAAACCUGGUGCUCCAGAACGCCCUCCAGCCCCAUGGCCUCCCCACCCAGACUUCCCACUACCUCAGGCGAGCGCUGGCCUCCCUAACCCCGGGCACAGGCCAGGCGCUGCGCGGCCUUCUCCACGCCAGCCUGGCCCAGCUGUACAGCCACCAUGGCUACCACGGCCCGGCCAUCACCUUCAUGACGCAGGCGGUGGAAGCCAGUGCUGUUGCCGGAGUCCGUGCCAUUGUGGACCGCCUGGUGGCCCUGGCCUGGCUGCACGUGCUUCACGGGCAGAGCCCGGUGGCCCUGGACAUCCUGCAGUCUGUCCAGGAUGCAGUGGUGGCCAGCGAGGACCAGGAGGGUGUGAUUGCCAACAUGGUGGCCGUGGCUCUGAAGAGGACGGGCCGGACGAGGCAGGCAGCCGAGGGCUACUACCACGCCCUACGGGUGGCUCGGGACCUGGGCCAGCGGAGGAACCAGGCAGUGGUGCUGGCCAACUUCGGGGCCCUGUGCCUGCACGCGGGUGCCAGCAGGCUGGCCCAGCACUACCUCCUGGAGGCCGUGCGGCUGUUCUCGAGGCUGCCCUGUCGGGAGUGUGGCCGGGACUUCACCCACGUGCUCCUGCAGCUGGGCCACCUCUGCACCCGCCAGGGCCCGGCCCAGCAGGGCAAGGGCUACUAUGAGUGGGCCCUUCUGGUCGCCGUGGAGAUGGGCCACGUGGAGAGCCAGCUGCGGGCCGUGCAGCGGCUGUGCUACUUCUACAGCGCCGUCAUGCCCAGCGAGGCCCAGUGCGUCAUCUACCACGAGCUCCAGCUCUCCCUGGCCCGCAAGGUGGCCGACAAGGUGCUGGAGGGGCAGCUCCUGGAGACCAUCAGUCAGCUCUACCUGUCCCUGGGCACCGAGCGGGCCUACAAAUCCGCUCUGGACUACACCAAACGAAGUCUGGGGAUUUUCAUUGACCUCCAGAAGAAAGAGAAGGAGGCUCAUGCCUGGCUGCAAGCAGGGAAGAUCUAUUACAUCCUGCGGCAGAGCGAGCUGGUGGACCUGUACAUCCAGGUGGCACAGAAUGUGGCCCUGUACACAGGCGACCCCAACCUGGGGCUGGAGUUGUUUGAGGCAGCUGGAGACAUCUUCUUCAAUGGGGCCUGGGAGCGGGAGAAAGCCGUGUCCUUCUACCGGGACCGGGCCCUGCCCCUGGCAGUGACUACGGGCAACCGCAAGGCGGAGCUGCGGCUGUGCAACAAGCUGGUGGCACUGCUGGCCACGCUGGAGGAGCCCCAGGAGGGCUUGGAGUUUGCCCACAUGGCCCUAGCACUCAGCAUCACUCUGGGGGACCGGCUGAACGAGCGCGUGGCCUACCACCGGCUGGCCGCCCUGCACCACCGGCUGGGCCACAGCGAGCUGGCGGAGCACUUCUACCUCAAGGCCCUGUCGCUCUGCAACUCGCCGCUGGAGUUCGACGAGGAGACCCUCUACUACGUGAAGGUGUACCUGGUGCUCGGUGACAUCAUCUUCUACGACCUGAAGGACCCAUUCGAUGCAGCUGGGUACUACCAGCUGGCACUGGCAGCCGCCGUGGACCUGGGCAACAAGAAGGCACAGCUGAAGAUCUACACGCGGCUGGCCACCAUCUACCACAACUUCCUCCUGGACCGCGAGAAGUCGCUCUUCUUCUACCAGAAGGCCAGGACCUUCGCCACAGAGCUCAACAUCCGCAGGGUCAACCUGCCUCCUCUGCCACUCUGCGGGUGGGCCCCCUGGUUGGCCCCCAGCCACCCUCGCUGAGGACAUCAUCUGAGGGAGUGGGUUUUGUGCAAGGAGGAUGGUCUCUUGCCUCUCCUGGUGUCUCCUGUGGCUCAUUUUCUGGGAAAUGGAGGCAUGAAAGCAGGGUUCAAAUAGCAAUAAAUGUGUUUUUUUUUUUUUCAAUAACA
Molecule: messenger RNA, 5104 nt
Organism: Chlorocebus sabaeus (green monkey)
Lineage: Eukaryota; Metazoa; Chordata; Mammalia; Primates; Cercopithecidae
Source: RefSeq, a predicted model, not a curated record